This is a messenger RNA of Corythoichthys intestinalis (scribbled pipefish), 2898 nucleotides long. RefSeq names its product mitogen-activated protein kinase kinase 1 (gene map2k1). Bases 180 to 1367 code for a protein of 395 amino acids. The transcript is spliced from 11 exons. The record is from RefSeq and is a predicted model, not a curated record. Gene Ontology annotation, molecular function: ATP binding; protein kinase activity. Gene Ontology annotation, biological process: protein phosphorylation. NCBI's taxonomy places the organism in Eukaryota, Metazoa, Chordata, Actinopteri, Syngnathiformes, Syngnathidae.
UUCCGGAUUAUUCCCAUUCAGCCAUUAAUAACUCUCAGUGCUGUUACUCGGCACAGCUCCGCAGUCGCUCUUUAAACACUUCCCCCCCAAAUCAUCCUAAUCUUAAACCUUAUCAUUGAUAAGAAUAAUAUCAAUCGUCAUCCACACAGCAGCAGGUUCGCUUGUCAUUUGGGAUCAAGAUGCAGAAGAGAAGAAAGCCCGAGCCCAUCCAACUCAACCCGAUUCCCGAUGGGAACGUCAUCAACGGCACCGGAGCCACAGAAACAAACUUAGAGGCUCUGCAGAAGAAACUCGAAGAGCUGGAACUGGACGAGCAGCAACGCAAACGCCUGGAAGCUUUCCUGACACAGAAGCAGAAAGUGGGCGAGCUGAAGGAUGAUGACUUUGAGAAGAUAUGCGAGCUUGGCGCAGGCAAUGGAGGAGUUGUCUUCAAGGUUUCCCAUAGACCUUCUGGUCUGAUCAUGGCCAGAAAGCUUAUUCACCUCGAAAUCAAACCCGCCAUCAGGAAUCAGAUUAUACGGGAGCUUCAAGUACUCCAUGAAUGCAACUCUCCAUACAUUGUGGGGUUCUAUGGAGCCUUCUACAGUGAUGGCGAAAUCAGCAUCUGCAUGGAGCACAUGGAUGGCGGCUCCCUGGAUCAGUCACUCAAGAAAGCUGGAAAGAUCCCAGAGCAAAUCCUUGGCAAAAUCAGUAUUGCUGUGCUUAAAGGGCUCUCGUACCUGAGGGAGAAACACAAGAUCAUGCACAGAGAUGUCAAGCCUUCUAAUAUUCUGGUGAAUUCCCGUGGUGAGAUCAAGCUGUGUGACUUCGGAGUUAGUGGUCAGCUCAUAGACUCCAUGGCAAACUCCUUUGUGGGCACACGCUCCUACAUGUCUCCGGAGCGUUUACAGGGCACCCAUUACUCAGUCCAGUCAGACAUAUGGAGUAUGGGUCUGUCCUUGGUUGAAAUGGCCAUUGGGCGCUUUCCUAUUCCACCGCCUGACCCAAAAGAGCUGGAACACAUUUUUGGAAGUCAAGCAGGAGAUGGGAACUCCGCGGAGUCCUCACCAAAGGCUGGGCCUCCUGGGCGACCUGGCAGCUCACAUGGGUCAGACAGUAGGCCUCCAAUGGCCAUCUUUGAAUUACUCGACUAUAUCGUCAAUGAGCCUCCGCCAAAAUUGCCUGGGAUGUUAUUCAGCACAGAAUUCCAAGACUUUGUCAAUAAAUGCUUGAUAAAGAACCCUGCAGAAAGAGCAGACCUGAAACAGUUAAUGGUACAUCCUUUUAUCAGACAGUCGGAGGCAGAGCAAGUUGAUUUUGCCGGCUGGUUGUGCACCACAAUUGGACUCAACCAACCAGGGACGCCCACUCAUGGCUCAGCAAUGUAACAACCAACAACUGUAUACAGCAAAAUCUGUGCCCUUUAAUUCUCUUAACAGGGUUGGUUUAUACAAUUUGUAGGUGGUGUUAUGCCAAAAAGUGCACUCAAAUGUUAUAUUUUCAUUGUAAAACUACAUGCCAAGUGAAAUUACAAAAGUGAAAUUUGGGCUGUGUUGCAAGCCUUCCUAAAAAGCCAUCUUUUUCUAAUACCAUAUUAAGUGUGCUUAAAGCCCAGAACUGUUGUGAAAAGUUUGGUGAAUUAAACUGUGAACAUGACUCAUUUGCCUUCUCUGAAGAACCGCUUCCUUGGUUUUAUAAGGUGCUUGCUCCCAGGAUCCAAAAAGAGCUCCAGUAAUUUUUGCUGUAAGAAAGAAAUGCUUAGUGAAACAAUGUUGCAAUCCAACUUAAAUGCAAGCAAGACAUUAUGCAUUGCUCAGGACUUCCAUCUAAUCAGGUUUCAGAAACACGGACCUGAAGUGGGAAUAUCAUCAGUUUGCAAAAAUGAGGAAUAAAGAGAGAUGAAAGCAAUACUUACUUUAGAUGUACAAACGUGUAUUUCCUAGAACGCCUUGUCAUUGAGAAUCAUUAAGUUUGUCAUCUCAGGGCCUGGCAGGUUGAAAUGAAAAUUAGUUCAUCCCUGCCUUUUUUAUUCAUUUAUUUUUAAUGAAUGAAUAUUUUCUUACCAGAGUUCCAAAAGGGGCUUUCAUGUGCGUUGUUGGCAAGCUGAAAAAGAAGAGAUAUUAAUCAUUCACAUCACAUGAAAUCAAAGGUUGUGACACCCAAUAGCCUCAGAACUUCUGCCUUAUCACUGUAGUCAAAAACACGGACCGUGAAGUAAGAAAUCUCAUCACAGGAGUUACAUCUGUUAUUUGUCAUACAUGCUAGAAACUCACUUGCCACCCUUAAUGCACCAUACGUCGCACAGCUCAUCCAUCUUGGAGGAAGCACUCGGACCACCUGUAGCAGUAGCCAGGAUGACGACCAGGAGGUAUUCUUGCAAGGUUGGCAAGCUGAAAUGGAAGAGAUAUUAGCCUAAUUCAAGUUACAUCAAAUCGGAAGUUGUUGAAUCCAGUAGCCUCAGAACUUCAACUCUUAUCACAGUAGUCAAAAACACGGACCAUGAAGUGAGAAAUCUCAUCACAGGAAUUAAAUCUGAUAUCCAUUAUUCUAGCAACUCACUUGUCAUCCUUGACGCACCAGUGCCACACAGCUCAUUUAGCUUGGAGGAAACAUUUGGAAGACCUGUUCGAGUACCAAAGAUGACCACCAGGGGUUAUCCUUACAACGUUCUGCUUUUCUGCAGUGAUUCCUGGAGAUAAUCGAGAACAAGUAGCAGAAAAACUGUUCCAAAUGAUAACAUUUAAUUGUUGGUGUCAAUUCUUACCUGUGACUUAUCUUCCUUCAAAGAUCAUUCAGCUCAAAUGUCAAAACUUCAGUAAAGCCCUGAAUGCUGUAGAUAACUUACAAAUAUAAAUGAUUUAGAGGCUAAAGUAGUUUUUUUUUUUUUUUUUUUAACAUGACAAUCCGUGCAGUGGUCCC